GCUUUCUUGACCUUCAUCACGGUGGAAAUCCACGCGUGAUUUUACACUGACACCUUGUGGACAAAAGCGUAACUGCAGUUACCGCAAUUGAAUUACAAAUCCUUUGUUAAAGCAUUUGGCCACCAGAGGACGCAGCUGAGCUUUCAUUGUCCUGAAAGACAACUGAACAUCCCUCUCUGGAAAAAAACAGAUACAGCUUAUUAUAUAUACAUAUAUGUUUAUAUGUACAAUGGAAUAUUGAUAUGUUUUUGGUUAUUUCAGGACCAAAUUCCUUCUAACAGAACUUAUUUCUGUUAGCUCAUAUUAUUAUGUAAAUAUUAUUUAAAUAUAUGAUGCAAAUUAUAUACAUUAUUUGCAUAUUAACAUGUUACCGUGCUGUUGUUUAUACUUAUGAUUUUUUAUUUUUGUCAAGCCUGAUAUUCUGUCAAAGCCUCUAAAUAAAGAAUGUCUGGCCAGCCAUCACACACACACACACACACACACACACACGAUCUGCUCCACGGGGAAACGCCUUCUCGCCUCGGACCCGUUCUGUUUUAAUUAGCCUCCCGGUGCCGCGGGUAAUUACGGUAACGAGCCGCAAAUGAGCCGUAAUGAACCGCAAAAUUCCCCCAGAAAAGCCUCACGCGAGACGCGGCUCGCGAUUAAUAACCGUCACUCAGGCUUCGGCGGGGAGAAAGGGGUGCGCGAGGAGUUGACACGCAUUACCCUCCACGCUGCGCGCGAGCCCGUAUGUCAUCCCCCCUCGCGCCUCCCGCGCUUCCACAAUCAUUUCCCGCCAAUGAUCAGUAGGUGUCCGCAGCGGCGCUUCCUCACCUCACACCCCCGUCAGCCACACGCAGCGCGACACACACACACACACACAUACACAUAUACACAAACACACACACACCGGGAGGAGCCGUCUACCCUUCCGUCACCCAUACCCGCCCCUGAGGACGGUGCGUCGUUGGCGGCGUCAAUAUUAUUUAUUAUUCCCGUUAGUCUCGGUAUUUAGCGCCGCAGCUGCUCGCGGUGAUCGUUAAAUCGGACGCGUCUCGUUGUUUUUUGGGCGCACGUUGCUCUCGUACAGGGGAUUGUUGAGGCGGCAGAAGCGCGCGGGGAUGCUCUCCGUUAAAGGAUCGUGAAACGUCGCGAGUCUAAAGGACCUCCACAGUGGAUGGUUGGGUGUUAGCGUAUGUUUGUUUUGCUCUGAUGGCGAACAUGAGCAGUGGUGUGUGUAUGGAGAGCCCACAUGCUCAUGGCCACACCCAUGGCCACACCCACAACUACAACCACACCCCCGGUCGAGAUUUCCCCCUGCAGAUCGACUCGUGUCAUGUGAACCCUGUGUUGGACUACAGCGCUCAGAUGGAGCGGUACCGCUCUUUCGCUACCUUCUAUAAAAACAGCACGGCCGCCGCCGCAGCUGCGGCUGCCCCAUUUCCCCAGAACGCCAAAAUCGCCCGCAUCGCCACGCCCCUCUUCCCCUCCGCCCGGCUGUCAGCCAUGCCACCCUGGCCCUGCGACAACGCUAUGCUGUGGGGGCGAAAGCCUACCACGGUUAACGGACCUCACACACACCGGACUGGCAUGCCGAGGGCGGAGGCUGUGCACAUGUCCGCCAAACACAUUCCACAAGACUCCGCCCUCGCGAUGGGUGGUGACAACUUCCUCUCUCCGCUGACCGCAGAGCAGUGUCGCGGUCUGCCAGUUAACGGGGCGGAGUGCAUGAACCGGCUGAAGUGCCCGCCGUCCAUUCCGCCCCCCGGCGCUGGAGAGGCGGAUCGGGGUGGGACGUUCGGAGGGAUGCCCCCACUGGGGGGUCUGUCGCUGCCGCCAGGGGUCAUUGUCAUGACGACGCUUCACUCUGGAGCAGGGUCAUCCGGGGUCACGAUGUCAGACAGCGCAUUCCAGAUCGCUAACGUGGCGGCGGACUGCCAGCACAGCGGCUCGUCCUGCUCCGGCUCUCCUGCCACCCUCAACGGGAAUGCCAGCGGCAGUUGCGGCAGUGGAAGCGGCAGCGGUAGCGGAGCGGCCAAGCGCAAACGCAAGCGUUGCGGCGUGUGCGCCCCCUGCAGGAGGCUCAUUAACUGCGGCGUGUGCAGCUCCUGUCGAAACAGAAAGACGGGUCAUCAAAUCUGCAAGUUCAGGAAGUGCGAGGAACUCAAGAAGAAACCGGGCAGCACGCUAGAGAGAGCACCAUCAGCAGGAGCGGCCGACACCUUCCGCUGGUUCUUCUGAAAAACUCACCACAAACCACAUCACUGAAGAACUGCAGGUCAUAACCCUACAACCCCCCGCGAUCAGGGACUCGCCCUCGCUUUCUACCCCUCCCCUCAGGACUCACUGUGGUACCGAGGUCAUUCAGCAGCCGAGAGACUCAAUGACCUCAACUCACCCGAACACCAACAGACGUAGAGAAACAGAGACUCGAUUUCAGUCGUAUCAGGACCUCGUCUGUGUCUGAAGGGAAGAGUUCACGCAAAAAUGUCACUUCUGUUAUAAUUCACUCAUGCAACGUUCUUCUCUGGAACAAAAACAGAGGAUUUGUUCAAGAAACAAUUUUCAUAUAAUGAAAGUGAAUCGGGACUGUUUUCAACCCCCAAAAUGACAAAAAAAAUCUACGUUCAAACAAUUUAUCCGCUUUAUCCCAAGUCUUUUAAAGGCAUAUGAGAGCUUUACAUAAAGAACAGACCAAAAUACACUGAAUACAUCAUAUGAACCACACGAGCAGCCCAUCCGUCAGGAAAUCAAUCAACUUACAUGUCAGUCUGUUCCUCGUGCAAAGCUUGAAAUAUGACUUCAAUACUGUCAUUUAUGUAUUAUUUUAACAAGUGCUACGUGAACGUGAGUGAAUGAUGACAGAAAAAUUAGAUUUUUUAUAUCAUUUGUUCGCCCUCACGUCAUGUCAAACCUGUAUGAGUUUCUUCUUCAGAACACAAAAGAAGAUAUUUUGAAGAAUGUUGAACCCCAUCGGAACCAAUAUUUCUAAAAGAAAAAGGAGUCACGAACAGGUUUAUAGAAGCACGUGAGGAGGAAUAAAUGAUGACAGAACUGAUAUUUUUGGCUGAACGAUCCCUUUAAACCACCUUUCUGUUGCAUGGGUAGAAAAGUGUUUUGUUUUAACUAAAGACUUAAAGAAAUGAACUUUGUUUAUUGCUGUUGUGACACCUCACUGUCUUGAUGAAGAAGAGACUUGUUAGGAUGACUCGUUCAUUAAAUGUGAU
Messenger RNA from Triplophysa dalaica, 3209 nucleotides. Its product is annotated as CXXC-type zinc finger protein 4. The record is from RefSeq and is a predicted model, not a curated record. Gene Ontology annotation, cellular component: nucleus. Gene Ontology annotation, molecular function: zinc ion binding; methyl-CpG binding. The transcript is spliced from 3 exons. Bases 1195 to 2223 code for a protein of 342 amino acids. Lineage: Eukaryota; Metazoa; Chordata; Actinopteri; Cypriniformes; Nemacheilidae.